Drosophila teissieri is the source of this 1202-nucleotide messenger RNA. RefSeq lists its product as uncharacterized. The record is from RefSeq and is a predicted model, not a curated record. NCBI's taxonomy places the organism in Eukaryota, Metazoa, Arthropoda, Insecta, Diptera, Drosophilidae. Bases 178 to 951 code for a protein of 257 amino acids. The transcript has 3 exons.
GUCAGAAGUUCUGUUGGCUGAGAGUAGAACGUGCUCUGCUCAAUAGAAUUUAUUUUAUUCGAAAUAUUUCAGAAGUUCUGUAGAACGUGUUCUGCUCAAUAGAAUUUAUUUUAUUCGAAAUAUUUCGACGAAAAAUAAGUGAGAUUUAUUAUAUUUUGUAACUUGAAGAAAACGAAAAUGGAAAGCGGCUUUCUCGAUUACUGGCUUUUCUCAAAUGCCCCGAAGGGCAACUUCGAGGGCUUUUUCGGCUUCAUAAGAAGGAUAACUUUGAUGGUGUACAUGGGAUUCGACUACGUGCUGGAUAGACAGGAGACGCACUACGAUACCACGCUGGUGAUUGGACUGACCAUCUGUGCCAUGGGCCUCUUUUGUUGCUUUGUAUUUGUCCUGAUGAAAGUGCAGAAGUUCCAAACUUUGUUCUGCCGCACUGCUGUUACCCAGGGAGAACUACCUGAGUGCGCCGAUGCAGAGGAUGAAGAGGACAAGGAUGAGGCGGAUGAGGCGAAGAAUGAACCUCCUUCGUCGGAGGACAGCAGCUCCACAACCUCGGAUUCAUCCAUUGACAUGCCAUUACCACGGCGGCCUGGCAUACGAGCCCAUCGAAAGAAGUCGCCGAAACAACAGCACCGCCAUCGCGAACUAUUGAAUCAGUUUGUGCAGGCUGCCGAUGUGCAACACUGCCUAUUCACCUAUCACGAACGGAAGAAAGCAGAACAACAAAAGGCCAGGGUCCAAGUGGGCAUCAGGAAGAUCGUAACUGUCUAUGGCAAAAAGUAUGGCUAUCAAUACUUCACCAUUCUGGAUGCACCUUACAUGAAAGCCCUCAAUAAGGUGUUGUAUGCCAGGCCGAAGAAUGCCAAGAAGUCUCGAGGAACUACAAAGCCCAGCGAUGAAGGAACUACAAAGCUCAGCGAUGAAGGGGGGGCACCUAAGCCAUCCCCGAAUAUUUGAUUUUAUUUGCAUUUUUAAUAUUUCAAAUACUUUUAUAACUAACACACCAUACGUCGAUCAAUGGGAUAUGCCAAGUAUAUCCAUCGACUGUGCACAAUGCAAAUUCGUCGUAAUGAAAUAAUGUGGAUCAGCUUAUAGUAGAGAAACCUCGCUAGAGAAAACUCGCUAGGCUUUAAAAUUAUUCGUGUGCACUUCUCGAAACUGAGCGUGCUCUCAAAUUGUAUGAAUAAAACUAACACGUUGCAAUGCAA